Molecule: messenger RNA, 17633 nt
Organism: Physeter macrocephalus (sperm whale)
Lineage: Eukaryota; Metazoa; Chordata; Mammalia; Artiodactyla; Physeteridae
Product: zinc finger protein 345
Exons: 6
Coding region: 4887-7151 (754 amino acids)
Biological process (GO): regulation of transcription by RNA polymerase II
Cellular component (GO): nucleus
Molecular function (GO): DNA-binding transcription factor activity, RNA polymerase II-specific; RNA polymerase II cis-regulatory region sequence-specific DNA binding
Source: RefSeq, a predicted model, not a curated record
AUAAUGGCAUUUCCGGGAAAAUUCCUCGGCUCGGGGCGGGACUUCCGGCCUCUUCCUAGUGACGGCCAUUUUAAUUGUCCGGGUCUGUUUUGGCUCUGGGCCGCUGGGUUGGGACCAGGGUGACGGGGUGAGAAAACGCGACAGGAGGCGCUGUCCACGCGGCACAGAGGCGGGUCUGAAGUUCGGGGACGCCGCCCGGGGUGCCCCGCGCAGGCCCGGGAGAGGGUCCGACGUGCCCGCGUCCCGCCUGUCCCCGCCCCGCUCCGUCCACAGAGUCCGAUGGCGGCGCCGGCGCUGAGGGACCGGCCUCAGCCACGCCAUGUGACGCAGGAUCUUAAUUCCUUGACCCGGGAUCGCACCUGUGCCCCCUGCAGUGGCAAGGGCACCACUCUUCUUUAUAUUGUACUACUUAGCCUUCAAAUUUCAGAGAGUAUUACAAUGAAGCCUCUUUAACUCUGUUUCUCAUCAUUUUAGCCAAGCCAUGGUCAACAGCUUCAAGAGAUGAGCUGCCUGGGCUUCAUGGAGUCUGAAAUAAUGUCUCUUCGCGGCUUUUAACAACGACCAAGGCCCCUCCUUCCUUUGAGGUAGGAACACCACCAGCAGCGUUCCUCAGGGGGCUGCAAAUCCAAUGCUCCGGUUGAACGUUAUGAACUAGCUUCGCCGCGGCCUCUGGAGCUCUGGGAACUACAUUACCCAGAAGGCACGGGCCGAGAGGCCGCAGUUACGAGGCAACGGCCAAUCAGGGUGAGGAGUUCCCGCGCGUGCGCGUCUGGGCGGGACUUCCGGCGACCCCGUUGUGGCGGUCAUUUUUGCUCCCGUCCGCAUUGCUCGCGCUCCGGAGCGUUGUGUCAGGAUCGAGGUGACUGGACCGAGAAGAUCCGAGAGGAGGGCCUGUCCCCGCAACACAGGGGAAGGUCUGAGGCUCGGCGACGCCGCCCGGGGUAUCCCGCGCCAAGCCCGGGAGACUGACCGCCGUGCCCGCGUUUCGCCUCCUCUCCCGCAGCUCCCGGCCCCGCUCCGUCAACCGAGUCCGAUGGCGGCGGCGGCGCUGAGGGACCCGCCUGAGGUAAACGCUCGUCCUCCGGCCCCUCACCGCCCACACUGCACCAGACACUAAAGCCCCGAGUGCGGGGCGCCUGCCUACGUGCCCGCAGCCCAGGCCGCGGUGUCCAGGAUGGUGAGGCGGCCGUGGGCGGCGCGUGGGCGAGGGUGAUAGGCGGAGGGACCGGCAGGUGCAAAGGCUUGGAGGUUGGACUGAGCCAGGAGGAUUCGGGAAACCUGGGGUGCAUCUUAUGACUGCAGUAAAGAGAGUGUGAGGUGGAAUCACGCCUGGACCGGCAGAGAGAAAGGUUGUUCCUUUAUUCUGAGGGACCUGGGAGCCACGGAGGGCUGUGAACGGACGAGGAGCAGUGUAUGUGAGGGCUUUAAAAGUUUUCAAAAAGCUGAAGAAGAGAACGAACGGAUUGGAAUGGGGGUAACAAACAGGCACAGGGAGUUGAGUCCUCGUCCAAGGUCACAGGAUCUGGCAAGAGGCAGCAGAGGUUAGUCAGUCAGCCUGAGGUCACUAGGUUCCAGGGCUGGGUGGGGUUACAGUGGAGUCCUGCACACAUGGAGCCCAGCCAUGGUUGCCUUCCUUUUUCGCCCAAGUUCUGAAGGUUGACGAGGCACUUAUGGAACCUAUGUAAGGCAGGAGAGGGCGUCCCAGUCCCUUACUGGUUCUGGAUGGCUAAUACUGAAACAGAUCAGAAGCAAGACAGUCAGGGCUUUCCCUGGCUAUGGGCUCCCUCAGAGAACUGGGAUUGUACCAGAUCAUGUUUGAUUUUGUUAAGCACUCUGUGGAUGCCAUGUUCCAAGUACCUGGGUGAGUCCAGAGAGGUGCCUGUGAUGUGGGGCAGGGAGGUGGUAGAGCUGUGGGAGUGCAACUGUGAGGUCUGAAGAUGUGAAAGAGGUUUGGUCAACUGAAUGACGUGCACAUCAAGGGGAAGUGUGAGCUGAGGGCCCACAGGCCCUGGUGUUGGGGAUUAAGGGUAAAGAUGAGCCCAUGUUUGGCUGUGUCUUGGAGGCACAAUGUGGGAGACCUCAGGGGAAUUACUUGGGGGGAGGGAUGGGGCCCUGUAGGCCAGGCCCAGAGUUUAGAUGACGUUUAUCCCCCCGGCCACCGCCUUUUGUUGCUGAGGGCUGAGCACAGUGAGGAGAGAUCAGGCAUCAUUGGCACCAGGCCUGACGUGGGGAGCUCUGAUGGAGGAUGACUGUGGAGUACAUGUGUGAGGAGAUGAAUUGUGGGUUCUCAGAGAGAGAAUGUUUAUGUUUCAUCUAUCUCAUUCAUGACAGGGUGGUGUGUCCUUUGAGGACAUUGCCCUGUACUUCUCCUGGGAGGAAUGGAAGCUCCUUGAUGAGGCUCAGAAACUCCUGUACCAUGAUGUGAUGCUGGAGAACUUUGCACUUAUAUCUUCACUGGACAGAUACAGGCAUAUUGCAGGUUACGUUCCAGACCACCGCAAUAAGGUGAGUAAAACAAUAAAGCAAGUCGCAAAAAGUUUUGUUUUCCAGUGCCUAUAAAUGUUGUUUACACUGUAUAGUAGCCAGUAAGUGUGCAAUAGCAUUAUGUCUUAAAAAACAACAUAUAUACCUCAGUUAAAAAAUACUUUAUUGCUAAAAAAAUUUUAAUCAUCAUCUGAGUUGUAUCUUUUUGCUGCUGGAGCAAUUUAUUUAAAAAAAUUUUUUUAAAUAAAUAUAUUUAUUUAUUUAUGGCUGCGUCGGGUCUUCGUUGCUGCGCGCAGGCUUUCUCUAGUUACGGCGAGUGUGGCUACUCUUCGUUGCGGUACGGGGGCUUCUCAUUGCGGUGGCUUCUCUUGUUGUGGAGCACAGGCUCUAGGUGCAUGGGCUCCAGUAGUUGUGGCGCGCGAGGUCUAGAGUGCUGGCUCAGUAGUUGUGGCACACGGGCUUAGUUGCUCUGCGGCACGUGGGAUCUUCCCGGACCAGAGACUGAACCCGUGUCCCCUGCUUUCGCAGGUGGAUUUUUUUCUGUUUGUUUGUUAAUUUUAUUUAUUUAUUUUUGGCUGCGUUGAGUCUUCAUUGCUGCACGUGGGCUUUCUCUUGUUGCGGCAAGUGGGGGUACUCUUCGUUGCAGUGUGCAGGCUUCUGUUUGGGGUGGCUUCUCUUGUUGCGGAACACAGGCUCUAGACACACGGGCUUCAGUAGUUGUGACAUGCGGGCUUAGUAGCUGUGGCUUGCUGGCUCUAGCGCGCAGGCUCAGUAGUUGUGGCGCGUGGGCUUAGUUGCUCCGCGGCAUAUGGGAUCUUCCCAGACCAGGGCUCGAACCUGUGUCCCCUGCAUUGGCAGGCAGAGUCUUAACCACUGCGCCACCAGGGAAGCCCGGCAGGCGGAUUCUUAACCACUGUGCCACCAGGGAAGUCCCUUGCCUUAAUUUUGACUGAUCAAGGUGCUGCCUGAUUAGGUUGCUGAAGGUUUUGGUGGCUUUGGCAAUUUCCACAUCAAUGGACUCUUCCUUUCAGGAAUGAUUUCUCUGUAGCACGCGAUGCUGUUUGAUAGCAUUUAACACACAGUAGAAGUUCUUUCAAAAUUGGAGUCAGUCUUCUCAAACCCUACUGCUGCUUUAUGAACUAAGUUUAUGUAAUAUUCUAAAGCCUUUGUCAUCAUUUCAACAAUCUGCACAGCAUCUUCACCAGGAGUACAUUCCAUCUCAAGAAACCAUUUUCUUUUCUCAUCUGUAAGAAACAACUCCUCAUCUGUUAAAGUUUUCUCUUGAGAUUGCAGCAGUUCAGACAUCUUCCAGCUGUACUUCUAAUUCUAGUUCUCUUGGUUUUUCCACUACAUCUGCAAUUACUUCCUCCACUGAAGUCCUGAACCCCUCAAAGUCAUCCAGAGAGUUGGAAUCAGCUUUUUCCCAACUCCUGUUAAUGUUUAUAUUUUUACCUCUUCCCAUGAUUCAUAAAUGUUCUUAAUGGCAUCUAGAAUGGUGAGUCCUUUCCAGAAGGUUUUCAAUUUACUUUUGCCCUGAUCCAUCAGAGGAAUUGCUAUCUAUGGCAACUAUAGCCUUAGGAAAUGUAUUUCUUAAGACUUGACAGUGUAAACUACUUGAUCCAUGGGCUACAGAAUAGAUGUUGUAGUAGUAGGCAUGAAAAGAACAUUAAUCUUGUACAUCUCCACCAGAGCUCUUGGCUGACCAGCUGCAUUGUCAGUGAGUAGUAAUAUUUUGAGAAUUUUUUUUUUCCAGAGCAGUAGGUGUCAACAGUAUUCUUAAAAUAUUCAGUAAACCAUGUUAUAAGGAGACGUGCUGUCAUCCAGGCUUUGUUGUUCCAUUUAUAGAAUAUAUGCAGAGUAGAUUUAGCAGAAUUGUUAAGGGCCUAAGAUUUUCAGAAUGAUAAAUGAGCAUUGGCUUCAACUUUCAGUCACCAGCUGCAUUACCCCUAACAAGAGAGUCAGCCUGUCCUUUGAAGCUUUGAAGCCAGGCAUUGACUUCUCCUCUCUAACUGUGAAAGUCCUAGAUGCCAUCUUCUUCCAACAUAAGACUGUUUCAUCUACAUUAAAAAUGUGUUGUUUAGUGUAGCCAUGUCCAUUAAUUAUCUUAGCUAGAUCAUCUGGAUAACUUUGGUACAGCUUCUACAUCAGCACUUGCUGCUUCACUGUGUACUUUUUUUUUCACCUUGUACUUUUAUGUUAUCAAGACAGCUUCUUUCCUUAAAUCUCAUGAACUAACCUGUGCUAGCUUCAUACUUUUUUUUUUUUUCCAGCUUCUCACCUCUCUCAGCCAUCACAGAAUUGGAGAGAGUUGGGGCCUGACUCUGGAUUAGGCUUUGGCUUAAGGUUUCUGGAGUGGAGAAGAGUAUGUUGAGGCAUCCUUUGAACAGAGUGUUUCUGUGGUAAUGUCACAGGUCAGGACUUCCAAGGAACCUUCAUCUUCCCAGAAGACUCACCCCUGUGAGAUGUGUGGUCCAGUCUUGAGAGACAUUUUCCAUUUGACUGAGCAGCAGGGAACACAACACAGCCAGAAACUAUUCAAGUGUAGGGCAUGUGCAAAAGGAUUUUAUUUCAGUGCAGACACUCAGCAGCACCAGGAGCAAUACAUGCAAGAAAAACCGUUCAUAAUCGGUGUGGACAGGGCCUCAUUUGUGCAGAGCAGCAAUUUCCAUGUGUCAUGGGAGCCUUUUACCUGCAAGAAAGUUGCAGAGGACUUCCUAGCCACCUCAGGACAUCUGAAUCAACAGACUAUUCACACUGGGGAAAAGCCAAACACAGCCACCCACUGCAUGGGAACUUUACAAAGCAGAAAAAGUCAUUGCACCAGGGGAGAAUGCAAGAAAGCCUUCAGCCCCAAACACACACUUGUUCAGGCCCAGAGUGUCUACACUGAAAGACAGUGUUUUAUGUGCAGUGAAUGUGGGAAAACAUUCAAGUAUAAAUCCUCAUUUGUUGUGCACCAGAGAGUUCACACUGGUGACAGGCUUUAUGACUGUGGCGACUGUGGAAAAUCUUUUAGGGGAAGCUCAGCCCUCAUUCAACAUCGAAGAAUUCAUACUGGGGCAAGGCAGUACAAGUGCAGCAAAUGUGAGAAAUCCUUUAGCCAAGAAUUUGUCCUCAUUUAUCCUCAGACGAGUCACACUGGAGAAAAUUGCCACAUUUGCCAUCAGUGUGCACAAUCUUUUAGCCAUAGCUCCAUCGUUUUUCAACAACAGACAGUUCACACUGGAGAAAUGAGUUAUGAGUGCACUGAAUGUAGCAAGUCCUUUAGACGAAAAUCUGACCUCAUUGAACACUGGAGGGUUCACACAGGAGAAAGACCUUAUGAGUGCAAUGAAUGUGGGAAAUCCUUUACUUCUAGCUCCGCCCUCCGUUAUCAUCAGAGAGUUCACACUGGAGAAAAGCCUUAUAAAUGUGGGGAAUGUGGGAAGUCUUUUACCUCUAGCUCUGGCCUACGUUAUCAUCAGAGAAUUCACACAGGAGAAAGGCCAUAUGAGUGUACUGAUUGUGGAAAGUCUUUUACCCAAAUAAAUCACCUCAUUAUACACCGAAGAGUUCACACAGGAGAAAGGCCUUAUGAGUGCAGUGAAUGUGGGAAAUCCUUUAGCCACAAAUCUUACCUGUCUCAACACCAGAGAGUUCACACUGGAGAAAGGCCUUAUGAAUGUAGUGAAUGUGGGAAAUCUUUUACCUCUGGUUCCGCCCUCUGUUAUCAUCAGAGAGUUCACACAGGAGAAAAACCUUAUGAGUGCAGUGAAUGUGGGAAAUCCUUUACCAAUGGACCGAUACUCAUUCGACACCGUAGAGUUCACACAGGAGAAAGGCCUUAUGAGUGCAGUGAAUGUGGGAAAUCCUUUACCCAAAGAAAUCAUCUCAACAUACACCAGAGAGUUCACACAGGAGAAAGACCUUAUGAGUGCAGUGAAUGUGGAAAAUCUUUUACCUCUGGUUCCGCCCUUCGUUAUCAUCAGAAAAUUCACAUUGGAGAAAGGCCUUAUGAGUGCAGCGAAUGUGAGAAAUCUUUUACCUCUAGCUCUGCCCUCCGUUGUCAUCAGAGAGUUCACACAGGAGAAAGGCCUUUUGACUGCAGUGAAUGUGGUAAAUCUUUUAGGGACAGUUCCCAAUUGAAUCAACACCAGAGAGUUCACACUGGAGAAAAGCCUUAUGAAUGUAGUGAUUGUGGGAGAUCCUUUAGCCAGAAUUCAUACCUCUCUAAACACCGGAGAGUUCACACUGGAGAAAGGCCUUAUGAGUGCAGUGAAUGUGAGAAAUCUUUUACUUCUGUCUCUGCCCUUGGCUAUCAUCAGAGAGUUCACACUGGAGAAAGGCCUUAUAAGUGCAGUGACUGUGGGAAAUCUUUUACCAAUAGCUCUAUACUGAUUCGCCAUCGGAGAGUUCACACAGGAGAAAGGCCUCAUGCAUGUAGUGACUGUGGGAAGUCCUUUACCCAAAGAAUUCACCUCAUUAUUCACCGGAGAGUUCACACAGGAGAAAGGCCUUAUGAGUGUAGUGAAUGUGGGAAAUCUUUUACCUCUCGUUCCACCCUUCAUUAUCAUCAGAGAGUUCACACAGGAGAAAAGCCUUAUGACUGCAGUGAAUGUGGGAAGUCUUUUAGCCGAAAAUCUAACCUCUCUCAGCACCAGCGAGUUCACACUGGAGAAAGGCCUUAAAUGUGUAAGAAAUGUGUAAUUUCCUUGUUCAGUGUAAUGACAUUGGAUGAAACUGUGAGGCACUAGUUGUCCCAUGCAUCCAAACAUCAGGAAUAGAGAUUCCUCAUAAUUUUCAGUUAUGUGGGAAGCAUGUGUGACUGUGUUGCACUCUCUAACCUACCCAGGGCUCUUGAUAGAUUUAUGUCACUGCCACUUUCUGUAGCCAGAUCCAUUUCACCUCUAUAACCUGGCAUGUCCCCACAGUGUGCAUCAGUCACUACUGCAGCGUGCUCAGGGAAGCCAACUCUGUUCUCUCAUUUGUGGGAGGAAAUUAGGAAUAGCCUGAACCUUUAGGAUGUCCUCAUUCCCUUUCUGACCAGCUUGGGCAUUGGCCUGACCUACUGUUGGCCCAGAGAACAUCAUAUGAGUUCAUCUGGCAGCUUGCAGAGAAGGAUUACCAUUUUCAGGGACACGUUGGUCUCAAGAUACUUGUGAUGAAUUUUUCUAGCUUGGGAGUCACCAGCUAAAGAACUGCCAGCCAUUGCUGGCAGAUCUGCCAGAACAUUGCUUUGGUUUGAACAGUAACAAAGACCUUACUGUUUAAGUCCUCUUUAAUCUUGGACAUUCUAUUUACCAAGUAGGGUAGGUUAUAAACAGAUUUGGGCUCUACAAGCAUGAAGGGGUGAGCAACUUUUAUGGGGGUAUCAAACUUUCUAUGCCUCAGAGGAGACAUUACAGAGGCAGAAAUUAACUUACUAGUUUUUGCCAAAUUUGCAUUUCUGCCCGUGGCCUCCUAGGAAAGACUGCAGGUCUUUCUUGUCCUCAUUUGAGGCCUGGAUGCUAUGAGUUUUAGGAGACUCAGAGGGCACCCUGAGGAGGGUUCAAGUGUGACAACCUCAACUGCUUCUGGGAGCAGCAUGAAUUUUUUCCCUUGUUCACAGGGGACAUCAGCAAUGCUGAGGGAACUCUCUUCCCCAGGUCUUACAAAGAGCCAGGCAGAUUUUUUAAAAAAAAAAAGAGGGAAAAGGAGAAUCUGUAGUCCACAGGUGUGUCUCUUGUGACCCAGGCCGCAUUCCUGUUGACUCUGGUGGAAAGUCAUUGCUCACUGUAUUUGCUGUCUUUGAGGUAAGACCGACCCCCAGAGGGCAUGACAAAGUGGAAUGAAUGUAGGAUUGCCAAACCUAUUUUCCCAAAACAGUUGGACAUAGAGGUUUUUUUUUUAUCUUGAAACAUUGCAAAAGCUAUUUGUUAUCAGAUAGCUCUGACAUAUAUAUGGAACUGAAACCAUCAUUGUAGUCAUGGUAAUGACUGUAUCUGUUACUGUAUAUUUAUCUCAUAACCUUUUAUAAUCUCUCUCUCCUUGCCCCUCACACCCCUUCAAGUAACCAUUGAUUUACUUUCCAUUAUAAUAUAAAACUUUCCAUUUUCUAGAAUUCAUGUGAUGGGAAUCAAAGUAUUUACUCUUUUUCCUGCUUUUAUUUAUGUUGCAUAAAUACUUGGAGAGUCAUCAAUGAUAUAUAAGCAGCUCAUACUUUUUUUUCUAAGAAACAUUCUUAUCUUUGAAUAUACCACUAUUUAUCCAUUCGUUUGCUUAUGGACAUUUGGGGUUUUUCUAAUUUUUGACUAUUGGGAAAAAAAGCUGGUACAAACUUUUGUGUAUAAGUUUUUAUAUGGAUAUAUGUUUAUCUUCAGUAACUCAGAGUGCAAAGUUUGAGUCAUAGGGUAGGUGAAUGGCUAACUUAAACAAACUAGCAAAUUGUGAUCUGAACUAAUUAUACCUUUUUCUUUUUUUUUUUUUUUGUUUGUUUUUUUUGUUUUUUCUGGCCACGCUGCACAGCUUGUGGGAUCUUAGUUUCCCAACCAGGCCUCAUCAGUGAAAGUGCUGAGUCCUAACCACUGGACUGCCAGGGAAUUCCCAUUUUUUUCAUUCUUACCAGCAGUGUAUGAGAGCUCCAUUUCUUCCACAUCCUGGUGAAUACUUAGUUUGUUCAAUCAUUCUUUUUUUUUUUUUUUAACAAAAGUUGUCACUUUAUUGUAUUGUACAUAUGUGUCUUUCUACAUAAAUGGGAUAAAAGAUAACAUUCCAGGAUAUUAAUUUUUUUAUUGGGAAUGUGUAUUUCUUUUUUUUAUUAUUUGUAUUUUUUUAUAGUCAAUCAUUCUUAAUUUUAACCCUUUUUGUAAGUUUGCCCAGCUAUCUAACUGUUGUUUUAUUUGCAUUUCCCUAAAGAUUCAUGAUGAGCAUUUCUUCAGAUGCAUAUUUGCUACCUCUGUUUCUUUAGUGAAAUGUUCAUAUCUUCUGCCUAUUCUAUGAAUUUUGGCUAUUUUCUUCCUUUCACAAAAGAACAGUGAAACAGCCAAGUUGUAGUGGAAUUUCACUCAUUUUGUGACUUUUUAAUUUAUGGAAUAAUUGUUUUUAAUACUGGAAUAAUAUAUUCUAAUUUUUUCAAUUUUUUAUGCUAUGUGCAAUGUAAUGGACACAAAUACUUUUAAUUUUAAUCUGUGUUAUUAAUGUACUCUCCAUCACUUUCUAAAGUCCAGACAUUUAAUAAUACCACAAACCCUUGCUUAGUAGUGUUCGCCCAUUUGCUUGGUCUGUCAUGGGUCUAUCAUGGGUUGGAGCAGAACUCUUGGGGAGGGAGACAAGAUGGCAUCAGGAUGAACAGGGUGUUUUUUGAGUCCCAAAGCCUAGCAGGACUGGAAAUAGGGCAGUAAUCAGACUCCCCAAGCUCUGGGUCAGGCAGCCUGUGUUUGAAUCCUGAUCCCAAAUAUCCCAAAAUAUCAUUGUGACUCACAGGCAAAUGACCACCCACUCUGGGCCUCAGUUUCCCCCUUUGUAAAACAGGUAUAACGUGUGGCUCUACCAAUGAGCUGUGGGAGGUGAAGAGCUGAAAUGCCCAUUUGCUGUGCCAUGGCUAUACCUGCAACCUCAUUGGACCUAGGCAGCACUAGCCUCUGCCUGCCGUGACAUUCCCUGGCCAGGCACCCCUCAUUUUCCCCUAAGUCCCCGGGUACAUUUGGGAAAGAAAUGGGGCUUCUCAGAAGCCACUUACCCACCCACCCCACCCACCCGCAAGGAGGCAGAGGCUGCAGAGCACUGACAUCUCAGUGUGGGUUCCCCACCUGGGAAUCUGGGCAACUUGCUAGAGCUCCCUGAGCCUCAGUUUGCUGACUGACAUGGAGGUGAUGAGGCACUUACCUUGGUCCCUGUGAGGAUUAAUAAAAGUAACAAAACACUGAGUACCUAACGGUGCCAGGAUUCCAGGGUUUGCUUUAUGAACAUAUUCUCUUUAAUUCUCACAACAACCCAAGAAAGUGGGAACUAUUAUUGUACUGCUGGGGAAAUCCAGGGUCAGAAUGAUGUUGUGGGUUCCCCAAGGUCACAAUGGACAAGUGUCUGAUUCAAGAUGCUGGAUUCAUACCUCUAAGUCUAGUUCCAGAGCUGGGGAUGUUUAAUCCCUUUACGUCAGCACGUGAAGCACUCAUCCCUGGGCAGGCACGCACAGAGUUCCAAGGAGUCUCAGCUGCUGUUACCUUUGUUGGAAUUAUCAACAUGACCAUUUCCCCACUUACCACCUGCCCUCACAGUUCUCACAGGAAUGCCCUUGUCUGUCAUUGCCAGUGGCUUCCCCCAUGGGAGGUUUUUCUCUCAGCUGCAAUUGCAUUAUGUCCAAAGGCCGCACCUUCCUCCCCUUUGAGCACAGCACAGAGCUUAACCCUCAAGAAUCAGUGAUUCAGGGCUGGGUCUCUCCACCUUCAUCAGCGACUGAGUGACAGCCUCUGAUGCCAUCUAACAUCCCAAUAUGAAGUUUGACUUUUUCAGGUGUUUGUAACCUUCAUCCUGGAGGAGUAGAGACAGCCCAGCCCAGAGGACCUGGUACUAGGAGGUGAUAAUGGAGACCUUUGGGCUCCUGGUCUCACUGGGUAACAGCUCACCUCUGCUCCAUUCAUGGACCUGCUGCCUAUUUGGUUCUGUCCUCUCUGUCCAGGACUGGCUGAUUGAGAAGACCACUGGCACGCACCGUCCUUCUUCCCUGCACUCCUCACCAUGUUCUGGACCGACAUCCUCUAUUCCAACCUUUCUGUCUGCACCAAGCGUCUUUUGGUAAAAAACACAAGUCCUCACCUGAGUGCCCAGCACACUCUAACCUCAUCUGAGGUCCCCACUCCAGAUUCUACAGAAGGGGAACUGACUAGCCUAGCCUGGUUGGGUCAUGUGUCCCUCGGUCCAGUUAGCAGGGUCAUGGGUGAUAGGCUGCUUCAGAGAAGAGGGUGAGUCAGGCAGUACUUCUUGAGAACCAUUUGCCAUUAGUUCAUCCAGGGUAUCUUCUUAAACCAUACAAUCCCAGUUAAAACAGGCUCCUGGUGACUUUCCUGGUGGUCCAAUAGUUAAAACUUAACACUUCCAAUGAAGGGGGCACUGGUUCGAUCCCUGGUCGGCGAAGUACUAUCCCACAUGCCGCGCAGCACGGCCAAAAAAAAAAAGGUGGGAGUAGCUCCUGAAUGCUACACCAUUGUCCCUUGUUUCUUAAGGCCUGGACCAUGCUCCUGUGCUGCUUCAGGAGAUGAUUUUAGAGGGUGCACAGAUCCUAUAUCAAGUGGAAUGCCUGGACACCCUGAGAAAGCAAUUCUUUUUCCCUGCUGUUUCCCUUGCUGCUGUCAGGAGAAAGUCUUCUUGGUAUAUUGCUAGAUCUCUAUUGCCCACUGUUACUAAUAUCCCCCUCCCCCUUUUGGUGCCCGAACAGGGACAUGAAACUAAUAUCCCUUUUUAAUAGCGGAGGCACCCGUGAGCAUACCCCAUGAGGUCCCUGGGACUUCAGAGCAUUAUUUUGAUUUCAUUGUAUUUUCAUGGUAAACUUCCACUUGUCCCAAGUCAAACUGGUUUUCCCAAUUAGCAGAGAGAUACAAAUACUCUUUUUAAGAUGCAAUCUAUAUAAGAAAAAUAAACUGUAGGUCAUUUAAAAGAGAAUUGUAACACUGGCCACAGCCAAGUUCCCGUAAGCACGGACCAGGUGUCAGGUUUGUUGCAGGCACUGUUCAGACUGCAUUCCUUGAAUUCCAACAUCCUGCCUCUGCAAAGUAAGGAAAUUACAGCCACUGAGUGAGUCCCUCAGAAACCUCAAGUUAUUCAGUGUAGAAGAUGUGCCUUCUUUAUGAGGUGGCAACCUGUGCUUUCUUUGCUGCUAAAAGUCCUUUUUGUGGCCACGCUGCACGGCAUGCAAGAUCUUAGUUCCCAGACCAGACCAGGGGUUGAACCCCUGCCCCCUGCAGUGGGAGCACAGAGGCCUAACCACUGGAUCGCUAGGGAAUUCCCUAAAAGUCCUUUUAAAAAAUGAAAUGUCGGGCUUCCCUGGUGGCGUAGUGGUUGAGAGUCCGCCUGCCGAUGCAGGGGAUACGGGUUCGUGCCCCGGUCCGGGAAGAUCCCACAUGCCGCGGAGCGGCUGGGCCCGUGAGUCAUGGCCGCUGAGCCUCCACGUCUGGAGCCUGUGCUUGGCAACAGGAGAGGCCACAACAGUGAGAGGCCCGCGUACCGCAAAAAAAAAAAAAAAAAAAAAAAAAAAAAAAAAAAAAAGGAGACUGAGUGUAGAUGAUAGUUGAUGUCCUUUCUGCACCAAAUCACCAUGUAGAUUUUCGGAUUUUUAAAAAAAUUUUACAAGUCCAUGAAAUACCAAAAUCUGGGAAUGACCAAGUCAUCCCCUCACACAGAUUCCCCUUUCUCGAGGAUUAAAUACUCCAGAUCACCUCCCCCUCACAUGGCUACCUUCUCCAAGAAUGCUGGCCCCACACAGGGCUGUGCACUGUUUCCUCCUUAGUGUAGCACUCAGGAGGCCUAGUCCUAGAGCCAGAGCUCCUGGUGAGAAUCCCAGCUCUGCUUCUCACAGGCUGUAUGGCCCCAGGCAAGUUUCUGAACCUCUCCCUGCCUUAGAGUCCUCCUUGACAGAAUGGGGUAGUAUGGUAUUCAUGUCACAGUAUUAUUGUUUGUUUAAAUGGGUUCAUGUAUGAAAACAGACCAGUCUGUUACUUCCUGACUGUGCAGGUCUGAGGUAUGAUCACUGUUGCCAUCACUGCUCCUGUUGAUACCACCAUCAUCAUCAUCAUUAUCCUCAUUAUCAACAUGCCUGAACUUGGCACCUUAUAUAGCAGUGUUGUGAAGUGUUGUAGUUCAAUAGUACAGAUGCCAGAGACAGCCAACCUGGGUCCCCAGUUGGAUCAGCUGGAUAUCAGUUACAUGCCAUUCACCUGUCUCAAUUCACUUGUUGUUGAUAGUUGUUUACAGCUUGGGGAUGUUAAAGAUAAAGCUGCUACAGACAUUUAUAGCUGGUCUUCAUGUGGAAAUGUGUUUCAUUUAUUUUGAACUAAGAUUUGUGAGUAUAAUUCCUGAGUCAGAUGGUAGGUGAAUUUUUUGUUGUUAAGAAACUGACAAAAUUUCAGUUUCAUUGACCUUUUCCUCUUUUUUUUAGUCUCUAUGUCUUUCUUCUACUAAAUUUGGGUUUUGUUCUUUUUCUAGUUCCUUUAGGUGUAAGUUUAGGUUAUUUGAGAUUUUUCUUGUUUUCCUGAGGUAGGCUUGUAUCACUAUAAACUUCCCACUUUGGACUGCUUUUGCUAUAUCCCGUAGAUUUUGGAUUGUUGUGUUUUUGUUUUCAUUUGCCUAUAGAUUUUUUUUUUUUUUUUUGGCCACGCUGGGCAGCUUGAGGGAUCUCAGUUUCCCGACCAGUGAUUGAACCCAGGCCACAGCAGUGAAAGCCUGGAAUCCUAACCACUAGGCCACUAGGGAACUCCUGAUUUUUUUUAAUUUCUUUGACUUCUUCAGUGAUCCAUUGGUUGUUAGCAGCAUAUUAUUUAGUCUCCAUGUGUUUGUGUUUUUUGCAGUUUUUUUUCUUUUUCUUGUAGUUGAUUUCUAGUCUCAUAGCAUUGUGGUCGAAAAAGAUACUUGACAAGUAGGAAAAGUUAUGGUCAGAGAAGUUUCUUAGAAAAGAAAAAUAAAAUUGAUAAAUCUUUAGCCACACUCAUCAAGGAAAAAAGAGGGCCAAAAUCCAUAAAAUCAGAAAUGAAGAAGCAGAAGUUUCAAUUGACACAACAGAAGUACAAAGGAUUGUGAGAUUAAUAUCAACAACUAUAUGCCAAUAAAAUGGACAACCUAGAAGAAAUGGACGAAUUCCUAGAAUGUACACUCUCUCAAGACUGAACAAGGAAAAAAUAGAAAAUAUGAAUGGACCAAUUAACCAGUAAUGAAAUUGAAUCAGCAAUUUUAAAAAACUACCAACAAACAAAAGUUCAGGACCAGAUGGCUUCACAGAUGAAUUCUACCAGAAGUUCAGAGAAGAGUUAAAACCUAUGCUUCUCAAACUAUUCCCAAAAACUUACAGCAGGAACACUUUUGAACUCAUUCUACAAGGCCAGCCUCACUAUAAUACCAAAACAAGACAAAGAUAUCACAAAAAAAGAAAAUUACAGGCCAAUAUCACUGAUGAAUAUAUAUGCAAAAAUCCUUAACAAAAUAUUAGCAAACCAAAUCCAACAAUACAUUAAAAGGAUCAUACACCAUCAUCAAGUGGGAUUUAUUCCAAGGAUGCAAGGAUGGUUGGAUAUCCACAAAUCAAUCAAUGUGAUAUAUACCACAUUAACAAAUUGAAGAAUAAAAAUCAUAUGAUCAUCUCAAUAGAAUGCAGAAAAAGCUUUUGACAAAAUUCAACACCCAUUAUGAUAAAAACUCUCUAGAAAAUGGGCAUAGAGGAUACAUAUGUCAACAUGAUAAAGGCCAUAUAUGAUAAACCCACAACUGGUAUCAUACUCAACAGUGAAAAGCUGAAAGCAUUUAAUUGAAGACAAGGAUGCCCACUCUUGCCACUUUUAUUCAACAUAGUUUUGGAAGUCCUAGCCGUAGCAGUCAGAGAAGAAAAAUAAAUAAAAUGAAAUUCCAAGGGAUUUCAGAGCUUGGUGGCAGGAACUGUGGUCAAAGACCAAAUAUUAGAACAAAAGAUGCUCUUACUGCUCUUAUCACUUAGGAAAUCAGAAGGGUUUUAGGAGCUCUGUGCCAGGAACUAGUGGUAGAGACUAACAUAUUUUUACUGUAUUUUACAGUAUAUUAAAACACACCACCUCAGCCAUAAAAAGGAAUGAAAUUGGGUCAUUUUUAGAGACAUGGAUGGACCUAGAGAGUGUCCUACAGAGUGAAGUAAGUCAGAAAAGCAAAUAUUGUAUAAUAACAUAUAUAUGUGGAAUCUAGAAAGAUGGUAUAGAUGUUAUUUGCAAAGCAGAAAUAGAGACAUAGACAUAGAGAACAAAUGUAUGGAUACCAAGGGGAAAAGGGGUGGGGAGGGAGGAAUUGGGGGACAGAUUGACACAUAUACAUUAUUGAUACUAUGUAUAAAAUAGACAACUGAUGGGAACAUACUGUAUAGCACAGGGAACUCUACCUAAUGCACUGUGGUAACCUAAAUGGGAGGGACGUCCAAAAGGGAGGGGAUAUCGGUGUAUGGAUUAUUCAUUUUGUUGUCAGUGGAGGCUAACACAACAUUGUAAAGCAUACUCCAAUAAAAAUUAAACUAAACAAAACAAACACACACACCAGAAAAUAUCUCUAGCACCCUGGAACUGGCAUAAUGGUCUUAUGAGUGGUCUGGCACUCCAGGCAACCAACUACCCUUGGGAAAGUAUACUGGCUAUUUCUUCUCCAUGGAACAUCUUUCUGAUGUAUCCUUGUCACUCUCUCCUCUCCAUUAAAUAUUUGCUCGAAUAUUAGGUGCACUAUGAGAACAUCUCUGACCCUUCUAUUUCCUACUGAAAUCCUCAGACUCCACAUGCUUGCAUUCCUCAUUGCUGCUCUUUUAUAUUUCCACACCACCUGUCACCUUAUAAUUACUAUAAUAUAGAAUAUUUUCUUUGUGAUUUAUUGACUAUUCCUUCAAUAAAGAGUUGGAUUGAAGGCUGCAUGAGAACACAUUUCUUUGGUUGCUGAUGUAUAACUGAUAUCUAGAUGAGCCUCUGAGCCAGAUGAUAUGUUUAGUAAAUGAUUAUUGAUGGAAUAAAACAUGAUGCCACAGCUUUCCUUCCAUUCUUCUACCUCUUUCUGCUCUCAUCUUACUAUUUCUUUUUCUCAAGUUUGUUUUCCCAGGAUUGUCAUGAAUGGAAAGGAUUCACACUUUGUGGAAACAAGAAAUUCAUGUUAGCCAAGUCUCCAGCAUAACCAUGGACUCAACUUAAUUCUCUCACAUUUUAGGACUCAGUGUCCUUCAUCUACCACCCAUUGAGACUUACCUAUUCUCAGGUUUCACAAGUCCUUUUCUCUUCUAGUGAUUUCCGCAGUGCUUAAUGUAUGACUCCAUUAAUCAACAUUAAUAACUUUCUGUAAUUUGCUCACUCUACAACUAUUUUUCAGAGAUAUUCUUGAGUCCCCUUGCAGACACUGCCACUGCAUUUACAGAUGAAAUAAUAAUCACUGCCCAGCAAGGAGAUGAGAUCGUGGAAUUAAAAACCUUUAUCUCUUGUUUGGAUGCCCUCUUUUACCCCAUACACAGAUGCCGAUAUUUUGGCCAUCCUGGCAACAAAUGUAAAUUUGGUAAGUAAGCACUAUUCCCAGAUACAUGUCAUAUUCUUAGAAGAAAUACACCAUAUCUCAGAAAAUUCAAUAAGAAACGUUAUAUGGGGAAAAACAAUCUGCUUUCUGGGAUUGCAACACAAAUACUGACAGAUACAAAAGGGAUGCAUUCUGAGGGACCAAGAGGCAUGGUGCCACCUCAUCUACUUGCUUUAGGGCUGCCUAGUAUCUCUCCAUGUUUCUUCUACAACCUGUCGGGAUUAUACUUGCUCUUAUUGCUGACCAAACACAUUGAGCCUCACAAUGUCCAUUCUAAGAGCUUUGCUCCCCACGAAAAGUAAGAAGACUGUGUUUUAUUCAGUUUUUGAGUGGACAUUUAUGUCAAUUGUUGGAUAUACAUUUUUUAUCUUUUGGGAGCAUGAUUUGCAAAUGGAAUCUGUAGGAGUGUUUUGCUACGAUGUCUUUGAUGAGUGCAAGUGUUAAAACUUCCUGUCAGAUUUCGUGAAAGCAAGACACACUUAAAAAACGUGAAUAAAAUAUUGUAAGAUACAAAGAGCAAGAUAAUCAGGGAUGUAAAGAAUCUCAAAGCUAAAGGUUAUCUUGUAUGACGGCAUGUUUUAUAUAUACAUAAUAUCUUCAUUAUUAUAAUAUUUUGCCUCCUCUGUCUGGAAAGAUCUCCGAUGAGAUCUUCAUUUCAAAGGUUUUAUAUAAACUAUUUCCAUUUUUUUCCUUUUUAUAAUUCUCUUACUCUAAUUAAGUUGUUGUUGUUGUUUUGUUGUGUUUUUUUUUGCGGUACGCGGCCCUCUCACUGUUGUGGCUUCUCCCGUUGCGGAGCAGAGGCUCCGGACGCACAGGCUCAACGGCCAUGGCUCACGGGCCUAGCCGCUCCGCGGCAUGUGGGAUCUUCCCAGACCGGGGCACGAACCCGUGUCCCCUGCAUCGGCAAGCAGACUCUCAACCAUUGCGCC